AUACGUUCAGACAAGCUACACGUUGUGUUUAGUCGUGAGAGUGCGGUGUUGCGGGUUGUUAUGGGACUCCAGGGUGGUUUUAUUCUUUUCAUUCAAUGAUGGAUUAUAAUUAGCAGUGCAUUGAAAGAAUGAAUUACCUCUCCAUAGAUGUGGUUCAAAUGUUCUGCUUACUGCUCGAGUCAAAUUCCAGAUAAUGGGGCCUAAAAUUGCAAAUGGAUUAAUAAUUUGCCUGUUAUUUCAUUUUGUAUUCUGUCAAGAGCCAAGCAAACAUGAAACCGGAGAAGGUCAUGAUACUUUUGGCCCAGAUAAUGAGAUUCCAAUGCAGCAAUUUUCAAUAUUGACUCCUCAUAAUGAAAGUGCCUCGAGCAUUGACACGCGUGGAUAUGUUUUGUACUGUCCAUGUAUGGGUAGAUUUGGAAAUCAAGCUGAACAGCUACUUGGAUCUUUGGCGUUCGCAAAGGGGCUAAACCGGACCCUUGUCUUACCACCCUUUAUUGUUUACCCAAGGAAUAGCCCACUAGGCUCUGAGAGAGUAAGGUUUUCAAAAUGGUUUGCUAUCAAACCACUAAAGGAGUUUCAUAGAGUAAUGACAAUGGAAAAAUUCAUGAAAGAAAAAGCUCCAAAAAUUUGGCCAGAAGGAAAGCGCUAUGGUUUUUGCUAUUCCUUCAGAGAUGGCAAAAAAUGUGCUAUGAAGGAUGGCAAUCCAUUUGGGCCAUUCUGGGACCACUUCCAUGUAAGUUUUGAUGGUUAUGUUGACCAUCCUGGCAUCUUAUGGAGUUCAAGCCUAGACUAUGUUGCAGAUCAAUGGCACAAAAGAUUUCCACCUUCAAAGUAUCUUGUGUAUGCAUUCCAAGGUGCCCCUGGGGAUUAUCCAUCAAAACAAGAAAAUCAUGAUAUUCAGAAAUACAUUAAAUUUUCAAAAUACAUUGAUCAAAAGUCAGAUGAAUUUAUCAAAGAUGAGAUGAACAGGGAUCCAUUUGUUGCUAUUCAUCUUAGAAAUGGUGGUGACAUGAGGAGUGUAUGCGAUGAAGUUAAAAAUGGCAAGAUAAAUAAACUAUUUUGCUCAGAGCAAUGUACUGGAUACAAUGGAGAACGCGAGUUGACACACGAAAUGUGUGCUCCGUCAAAGAAAGAAAUUAUCCGCAAGACAAAAGAAUACCUAAAGAAGAUUUCAGCCGAUUCAAUAAGAUUGUUUAUCGGAACAGAUAACAACUCAAUGAUUAAAGAUUUCCAAAAAGCACUGAGGAGAAUGAAGGUAAAUAUUCAUGUCCGUGGAGAAGAUGACGAGAAAGAUGACCCCAUUAUUGAUAUAGCAAUAAUGUCAAAAGCGGACUAUUUCAUUGGAAAUUGCGUUUCAUCGUUCUCAGCUUUUGUCAGAAGACAGAGAACUGUAGCUGGCAAACCAGUUGCAUUUUUCGGCCUAGAUUAAAGAGGCUUUAACCACGGUAUAUUUAUUAAAAUUUCUGUCAGAAAAUAUGUAAAUAGGAGCACGUAGCAGACAUCAGCUACUUUGUAACAAUUGUAAAAAAUAUAUGUUUAAUGCCACCCAGCUAGACGUUCGUUGCUUUUACUACCUUUUCUAGUGAGAGACUUGAAUAUUCUCAAAAUCUUAUCGUGGUUUCUUUUCUAAGAAUCAAUUGUAGAAUUUGAAGCCAUAUCCUUACAGAAGGAUGUAGCUUCCUAACAUGAUUACAGCAUAGCAAUUGUAAAUAUUUGGUAAGUGCUUUGCGAAGCCUGUCACUCACUGUACUCAGAAACGCUAACAUCAUAAGCAGCUCUCACAUUGCCAUACUAGCAAGAAACGUAUUGGCCAAGACUGGGGUAGUGUAUCCCCGGCUAGUCCUAAAGAUUUGACAAGAGAUAUGCCUGUUAUUCAACUGAUUAGAAAUGCGAUUUCUACGAAGAGGCAAUUCAUUACCUGGCCCAUUUCUUUAGCUGGUUCAUGACUUCUCCUUAAGCGCUCUUGUACAGUUCCUUCUUUAACUUUCUUGUCGAAGUUAUCUUCAAUAGCUGUUAGGAUUCUGUCCUGGAAUAAAAAAAUGCUAUAAUGUUUGAAUAAAAUCAAUACAGAAGUACAGAGAAUCCCAGCAUAUUAGAUCCUAGUGGAUCAAGACCCUACAGCUUGCGGUUUUGAAAUGUGGUCCAGUUCAGCCUGAAAACUGGAAUUGGUUCUAAGUUGAAGAUUACUAAAAAUUAGAAAUGGAAAAUUUUUCUAAAACAUUCCUUAAAAAAGCCGGAUGCCUUGUGAAAGUAGAUGGGUAAAAACAAUUUGGCUUUGAGGGGGACCUUUGAAGAGACACUUAAAAUUAAAAGCAUUUUUUCGUUCAACUCCAAAUAUAAAUAACCUAUUCAGACUGAAAAGAAAAGCUUUAAGUUCUUAAACAUGGCUGUUAACUGUAUUCUAAAUUUCUACCGUCACCUCCUAGUUGAAAAUUUAAAAUUAAAGAUCCAGCAACUGCUUAACGAAUCAAGAAACUCUUAAAGGUCUCAGGAUCCUUACAAAAUUUAUCUUUUAUGAAAGAAAUCUAGAAAGUAUGUCAUUUACAACGUUAAAAUAUUCGAUAAUAUUUUUAGGUCAUCGUUGUAAAGAUCUCAAAAUACUGGCCCCAUCUCUACAAAGAACACCAAGAAACUCUCUUUGACUGUUUAUCUAUGUGUUUGCAAUACAUAGCAUCAAACAAGACCCAAAUAACUGCAUUUCUGAAAUGCUAAGCUUGUAUAGUAACGAUUAAGUUCUCGACGAUAAGAGAAUUAUAUGCCCCCUUUUUUGCUGUUUGAGUGAAAAAUAUGAAUAUUUCAUACCCGAAAUUUAUCAUGAAGUUUGUCAAAUGUUGUUUUGAACAAAUGCGAUAUGCGAAUCGACUUGGUGGGGUGAAUGCAAGGUGGCAAAAUAGAAUUGAUACCUUUCCUUUUUUUUCAAAAAGAAAGAAAUCUCUGCCAUAGAAUUAGCAUUGACAAUAUUCGUUGCAAAUAUAAAUCGACAUAAAAAAACACCAAUUUCUUAAAUGCAUUCUUUUCUUGCUAUAUGGCUAUUAGAAACAAAUAGAGCUUGCGUUCUUUCAUCUGGCCAACAUCAACGAGCUCUACGUUACUUUAUAACAUUGGUGAAAUAUUAAAAAGUUUUGUCUCAGUGUCAGAGAUACAAUGUAAUAAUUUCAGUAACAAUCCUUCUCCCUGGAAUCAAAAACAUCCUCUUAACAAUGUCACUGAAUACAAAUAAAUUUUCAAGUUUCACUAGAAAUCGAAUUAUCACUGUCAACUAAGCAAGACUUAAGCAGUGUUUUGGUUUUCGUGAAAUCCAAACAUUUUAUCAGCUUAGUAAAGUAAUUGUGAGAUUGCUUGCUCAGCUGUUUCUUCGCUUCUUUUCCCCACCAAUGAUGCAAAGGAAAAGUUUCUUUGAUCAAACAAAUUGAGCAUUUUUUUAAAUAUACCUGGGAGACGGGGGUGCCCAUUAUGUAAUUGUCAAUGAAAUUUUGUUUUUGAGCCUAAUCAUAUAAGGCCUAAUCAUAGAAGAUUUUUCCAUGAAAUUAAAUCGUCUUGAUAAAAACUGUUCUCCUUGGUCUACCGAUUGUGUAAUACAUACAGACUUUCUUGUACAUACGGAUCAACAAUAUAAUCAGUUAUACAAAUCAUUAUCAUGUUAGCCUUAUUUUACAGUCGUACAUGAUUUAUUUGAUCACGUGAUUACGUCUGCCCAUGAAACAUCAUACUACCAUCAUUACUUGCUAAAAGAAUGUAAGAUAUUGAAUCCGCCAUGAAUACCUAUAAAUAAAAAACCAGCUAGAAAACCUCAAUUUCCAAAUAAAUACUUCGUAUUCAUCCGGAAGUGACAAUUGCAAAAACUACACUGGAAAGCCAUUUCUUUCGACAAAAACUCUUGUCUAGUUUCGUAUCUGCUGAUAAAAUGUAUUGAAACUAUAUUUCCUGGCCAGCUUCCAAGCGUUUUCAUUGCCAAGUUGCUUGUGCAUAAUUUCUAAACAUGUAUAGAAUGCCAAAAAAUAUACCAAAUUAAAUUUUCAGGUAGGCCAUGAGAUCUUACUUCUACUGAUACCCCCUGGAGAAAGUUUUCCUAAUGAGUAAUUAGCAUACUUAAGCUAAGGUUCGUGAUUAGCAAAUGUUUGUAGACCUAUAGGUAGUACAUUGCUCAUCUGAUUGCACAAACUUCGUUUUAAACAAAGUGAUUUUAGCUAUGGAAGUUUCGAAUCAACUAAGGCUGUUAAUGAUCCUAAUUUUUUAUGUAGUUAGCACAAGAAAUUCAGACGCGCUUGAGUGCGAUUUAGAAAAUUGGUUGAAAGGAGAGUCAAUACCAGCUUUAAUCAACUCAUUUGAGAAUGGGGAAUGUGAACAGCACUUUAUCGGGGAAAGAAAAGCUUCAAAAGAGUUACAUUGCGUGGAUCAUUGCUACAGAACUCAGAACUGCCAGUCCGUGAAUUACGAUGGUGAAUCACAUAAAUGUAUGCUGAUGGCAAUACCCAUAAACCCUCUGUUAGCAAAUCGAUGUAUAGUCACGAGUGAUAGUGUUCAUAAUUCGAGUCCGAUGCUCAUUAAAUCAAUGCACAUCGAUAUAAAAAGGACCAAGUUCAUGAAGUCAUGCAAAAAAAGUGAAAAAUGAAGAAGAAAGCCUUUAUGAAAACAGUUCACAAGCGAAUCGAAAAGAAAGAAGAUCAAUCAGUUGCAGGUCAGAUGCUUAAUGGAAUCAAAGUAGCGAAAAGUUAAAGGUUCAAGAUGCGCUGAUCCAAAAACUUACUUUUCUACAAGCAAAAUCAAUUAACGUAUUCCUUAAUGUUUGAAAUUGUUUUGACAGACACGAUUCUCCUUAAUAGAUUACAUGAAGAUAACAGGUUCAAUUAGAACAAUAAGAACGUUCUGUUUGUUUUCUACAUGUCUCUUUGCUUUAUUUAUGUUAAUUUGCUUCAGCUGGGUGGCUGUUGUGGGGCACCAAAGGUAUCAAUUUUGGGAAAAUGACACUAGGACAGAAGAAGGUGACUUGUGAUUUAUGUCGGUAUGUGAAUGGUUGAGAGUCUAGACUUCUUAGAAUACAAUGAAAAUUACUGUUAGGAUUUUGCCCAUGAUGAAAGUGAAUUCUUUUUAGUUCGGUCCUAGCAUAAUCCCUUUGAUAACAAAUGUUUUAGAUGCAAAGCUUCAGCUUGUAUAGAAGCAUCAGCUGAUGUGCAUACAGCGUUGAUUUGAUUGCUCUGCAACCUGCUGGACACAGUUAUAUUGCUUUUUGAAAUAAAUCGAUUAUUUAUUUAGCUGCAACGUUACAGAAACAAAAUGCAAUCGCCACUUGAGUGCAAUUAAUUAAACUUCUUUUUUAACGAAGCAAUUUUAGCUGACAAAGUUUCAGGGGAUUGGAGGUCUCUUAUCACGAAGUUCCUGCAGUACCUUGAGGAACAGUGUUUGUUCGGGAGGUAUGGCAUUAAAAUAAAUGGAGAGAGGAGUAAAAUAAAUGGAGUAAAAGUUGGAAUCAAUGGAGAGAGGAGAGUUCAGGUAGAGGCUAGGUGCAAUAUCAUCGAUCUAAGUUUCAAGAGAGAAAACAUUUGCUCGAGUAUUUCAUUCUUGCCCCUGAAUCGAAUCACAUUCCAAGUACAGAAUUUGAUGUGUUUUGCACAGAUUAAAAGUACAAGCGUCAAUAAAAGAGAUGCCAAUGAAGAAAUCACAAGUAAUCGCUAUUAGCUUGGCCAUGAUAGUGCAUACCCUGAAUAGUGAGGAGAAGUGCGACUUGGCAGCAGGCUACGACGUGCAGGAGCAGUACAUUUUUCAACAAAAUCAUUUAGUGGAGCUAAAUAAAAAGCAUCUGCACACAG
Molecule: messenger RNA, 5807 nt
Organism: Rhopilema esculentum
Lineage: Eukaryota; Metazoa; Cnidaria; Scyphozoa; Rhizostomeae; Rhizostomatidae
Product: GDP-fucose protein O-fucosyltransferase 1
Biological process (GO): protein O-linked glycosylation via fucose; Notch signaling pathway
Molecular function (GO): peptide-O-fucosyltransferase activity
Source: RefSeq, a predicted model, not a curated record